Lactuca virosa is the source of this 986-nucleotide messenger RNA. Lineage: Eukaryota; Viridiplantae; Streptophyta; Magnoliopsida; Asterales; Asteraceae. The record is from the annotation of a GenBank genome assembly.
AUGAUGAUUGAGGCAUUUUAUGUGAACAGAUAUUCCAGAGAACACCUCAAUAGAGCAUGCAGGCAACGGUUGCCCGGCCAGCUGAAUAGGGUUGAAGGUUUUGGUGUAUUAAAAGAUGCAAUUAGUACAAAAAAAAGGAAGAUGGUCAAUUGUCUUCCACUUGCUUACACCACAAGGGAAACUACUUGUGCCAUUUUGCAAGAUGUUGCUGAUACAGGUGUCCUUUUUGCAAUAUUAAUGUGUAAAAACAAGGUUAUCAGUCUGGUAGUCUUGCAGAAAGCAUCACUUCAUCCUGAUGACAUGACAUCUGAAUCUUUUUCACCAAUAUGUUUGCCAAGAUACAACUCCAUGGCAUUUUUAUAUGCUUAUGUACAUUAUCUUGAUGUUGAUACGUACUUAACCUUGCUGACUACAAGUUCACAAGCCUUUUUCCAUCUUAAAGAAUGCAGAAUACAAAUUGAAGCUAUUCUUGCAAAAUCAAAUGUUUUGAAUGAAGUUGAAAGAUCAUUAUCAGAAGAUGGCAUGAGAAUUGAGGAUUUACCCGUUGACCCGUCUGCUAUUUCUGGAUCUUUAUUUCUUUUAACUCAUCACAAAACACCAACCAAUGGAACAGUGACAGGUGUCGGUGGUCCAUCUCGACUUUGGCAUUUUAUUUACCGGAGUAUCUAUUUGGAUCAGUUGUAUAGGGCUUACCAGAGACUUUAUGCUUCCAUGCAUGAUAAAGGAGUAGGCCCACAUAAAACUCAGUUCAGAAGAGAUGAAAAUUAUGUUUUAUUGUGUUGGGUUACACAUGAUUUUGAGCUUUAUGCAGCUUUUGAUCCACUUGCAGACAAGAUACGAGGAUGGUGGGUUGUCUUGCAGCAAGAACAAAAAUGCAAUGCGAGGACAAUAAUCAUUUUCAUCAACUACUUCCUUUCCUAAAUUUCUAUAUAAGACCUAUCCAAAAAUCUCAUGUAUGUUAAAUGUAUCUUGAUCAAUAUAAUGGU